GUGCCGCUUACCGUUGGUACACAUUUUUAUUUUUGUUGUGACAUAGUAGCUCAUGCCUACACCCUGGCACAUUACGCAGAUGAGCUUUUUCAGGAUUUAAAUGUUAAACGUUUUCAAAAACGUUGGCAUUUUCAGGCUAAACAGCACACUUGUCAUAUAAACAAACAUUCACAACAUUUGUAUCAGUUUUCAGUUGAAAACAUGCAUUCAUUCAUUUUCAACUAUUUAGUUUCAUGGGUGAAGCGGAACUUUUCUCAGCUCUGGGCAAAAGGCCCUGGACUGAUUGCUAGUCAAUUGCAGGGUAUAGAGCAACCAUUCACACAAUGGACAAUAUAGACACUCUCAGUUACCCUAACAUACUGUACUUUAUGUUUUUGGAGUGGUGAAGGAAACAAGAGGAAGCACAGAGCACGUAAAGUCCACACGGAAAAGUCAGAGCUGAGAUUAAACCCAGAGUAUGUGGGUUCCUGAAGCCCCAGUGCUCAUUAGCUCCUCCGAUGCAGCGAGCCCGAUCAAAUGAGGCCUGUUCCUGUUUCAGUGGCAUGUGUUCCCUCCAUCACCAUCACCGUCGCCUAUCCUCAGACUCAUCAGGUCAAAUGGGCUCUUCACCCCUGGGCUCACCCAACUCCCAUCGAGGAAUGCACCCAUCUUUGCUCAGUCCGACGGCCAUGGGGCCCUCUGGGUCACUUCACUCUCCCAUCAGCACGUUGAGCUCGCCCAUGAACGGGCUGGCCUCGCCUUUCUCUGUCAUCAGCUCGCCCAUGGGCCCGCACUCCAUGACCUCGCCCGGCAUGGGCUACGGUCCCAGUGUCAGCCCCCAGAUGUUCCAGCUGAACUCGCCGAUGAACUCGGUCAGUAGCACAGAGGACAUUAAGCCCCCGCUGGGCAUCAAUGGCGUGAUGAAAGUACCCGCUCAGCCCUCUGGCACGGCGCUGUCGCUCACCAAACACAUCUGUGCCAUCUGUGGGGACCGCUCCUCAGGUAAACACUAUGGUGUAUACAGCUGUGAGGGCUGCAAAGGUUUCUUCAAAAGGACAGUGCGCAAAGACCUCACCUAUACAUGUCGUGACAGCAAGGACUGCGUGAUUGACAAACGCCAGAGGAAUCGGUGCCAAUACUGCCGCUACCAAAAGUGUUUAGCCAUGGGCAUGAAGAGAGAAGGAUGGACGUGCGGUUUUUCAUCCCUUAGCCACACCGUUCAGGAGGAACGCCAGCGAGCCAAGGAAAGGAAUGAGAAUGAGGUGGAGUCGACCAGCUGUGCCAAUGAGGACAUGCCCGUGGAGAAGAUUCUGGAAGCCGAGCAGGCAGUGGAACCCAAAACCGAAACCUACAUCGACACCAACCUUGGAGUUCCAUCCAGUUCGCCCAACGACCCGGUGACAAACAUCUGUCAGGCUGCUGACAAACAGCUCUUUACGUUGGUUGAGUGGGCCAAGAGGAUUCCCCACUUCUCUGAGCUGCCACUGGACGACCAGGUCAUCCUUCUACGAGCAGGUUGGAAUGAACUCCUCAUUGCGUCAUUUUCGCACCGUUCGAUAGCCGUUAAAGACGGGAUUCUGUUGGCCACCGGGCUGCACGUCCACCGCAACAGCGCCCAUAGUGCCGGAGUGGGAGCCAUCUUUGACAGAGUGCUCACUGAGCUGGUGUCUAAGAUGCGGGAUAUGCAGAUGGAUAAGACAGAACUAGGGUGCCUUCGAGCUAUCGUCCUUUUCAACCCAGACUCCAAAGGUUUGUCAAACCCAAGUGAGGUAGAGGCUCUGAGAGAGAAAGUCUACGCGUCUUUAGAGGCCUACUGCAAACACAAGUACCCGGAGCAGCCUGGCAGAUUUGCCAAGCUGCUGCUGAGGUUACCGGCACUGCGCUCCAUCGGCCUCAAGUGUCUGGAGCACUUGUUCUUCUUCAAGCUCAUAGGCGACACGCCCAUCGACACCUUCCUCAUGGAAAUGCUAGAAGCUCCGCAUCAAAUGACAUAAUAGCAGAGAGGAUGGGGCCUUCAUCUGCCUCCUCUUUAUUUCCCAGCAGCCCUUUGGUCAAAAGCAGCAGGGUCCUUUUUUCAAAUGUUCCAACUCCACCGAGAGACAGAUCCUGCGAUGAUGAACAUUUUCCCUCUUCACCGUCAAACACUACAUGCGACCGGCCACUGGCAUUCCAAUAUAUAUAUAUAUAUCACAACAACGUGUUGGAGAAAAGACAGAAGCAAUGUACUGAGCCUUCAUUAGCAUUUUCUCAGCAUCCUCAUAGUCAACACUUGCAGGGUGUACGCAAACGUGGUGUGGACGUCAUGUUGAGACCCUCAGCCUCGUGAGCAGGACAAUCUUGCAGAUACAUGGACUAUCCGGGCCUCUUGGGUUUCAUCAAGACUGAUUCAAAACAAACUCGAGGUCCUUGCCUGACUGGACUCAACACGUCUUGCACUAGUUGUUGUUUUCUUUGGGGGGGGGGAGGGUCGGCUUUCUGGGAUCUCCAACUUAACAGGUGUGCUACAAAGACUGCAAGCGAUGAACCUCAGGUGUCUGGCCCAGUUCCAAACAAAUCCAACCAUGUCUUACUGUAUCAACACUGUGCAACAACAUCGGCCUAAUCAGGAAAAUGUUGUGAUCCACCUCGAGAUGCUGACGGGGGGGUGGCGGAGCGGGGUUGUUUGAUAUGUAUGUACAAUCUGCACAGUCCUUUGUGCACACAGGAAGAAGCCAGGCAGUUGUCAGUUGACACUACAUGCGACCGGCCACUGGCAUUCCAACAUUCUGCCUUUUUCGUUGAAUCUUUGCAGCAGAUAAAAGUAUGGAGUGUGAAUUUUGAAUGCCACGUUUGAGGUAGCGAUGUCACCUUUUUGCUCAUUUCACCAGUCGCCCCCCACGCCGCCCUUUCUCGCCAAUCACCCCGCCUCUCAUUGAUGUGAAUUCUGACCUCCAUCUCUCAGCCGCUCAACACUGCAGGUGUUAGCUUCUCGAGAUCACCUCAUCUCUUUCUUCACAGGAAGUUACAACCAUAAACAGUAUUUACAUGUUUUUUUUUUGUUUUGUUUUGUUUUGUCUUCGUUCCAUUUCAGAGCAGCACUGCACUAUUACCUCAGUUUGUUCACCCUCCUCAUCCGGGCUUGCCCCAUUAACAGUAUAUAUAGAAAGAGAAGCGCUUGUCAUUGCAGCAGAGCGGCUGUUUGUUUAUUUGUUACUUUGCACUUAACCUCAUGACAGAGCUGACGUCAACAUAAUUGACCUCCGAGGUGGGAGUUUGGCCCCUGGCCUAAUCAGGAUGGCCCCACUUGUUUCCCUCCCCAGUGGGACAAACACUUGCUGUGUGUGCACCAUUCCUUCACAAUGAAAUAUGAAAUCGUUUCGACAAAUACACUUAUAUUCUGCUGUUCCUUCCUGAAGCGGGUGCAUUCACUUGUCCGCCGUGCACACCGUUCGGGUUGACAGAAACUAAUUUUGUCAUUCUCACUUCAUGCAGAUAUUUGACAUGUUGCUCUCCUCACCUCUUGAAUCAUCAUUGGCUUUACAUAGGAAGCAAACGGCUUUUUUUUUUGGGUGGGGGGGCGCGGGGUCUUCAAUUAUGUAUAUACAGUAUAUAUAGAUUAUGGAACAGCGGAGUCAAUGGGGACAUGUUGAUUAACUAUAUGAGAGGAAAAAAUAACACUAGAAAGAUGAGAAUUUCAUGAUUUUUCUUUUGAUCUGCAUGUUCUUUCUUUCAUUAGCACUUUGAUGCAGUCAGGACCUGAGCACUGUCUUUUAUUAAUACGAAGGAGAUGUGACAGAGUCUGGGCUGUGCCACUUGUCAGUUUAUUUACAAUCCCAUUAUUAUUUUUACACCGUUUUAUUGCUUUUUAAAAAGGAUAUUUUAAAGACAUUCACAUUCUGACCUUCAGUUUAAUUAAUUCCUAGUUCAUCACACUGGCUCUACUUGAUAACAUUUUUUAAUAAGGAGCAAUUGGGCCGGACUGAAAAGAUUUUGUUUUUUUAAUUCAUGAUCGUACAACAGUAUGGUUGUAAUUAUACAAGAAUAAUUUGUAUGACCAGAAUUUAAGUCAUUUUAAGGAGAACAAAGUCAUAUUACCUGCAUAGAUGCAUCAAUUACACAAGGAUGAAAUUAACUUUUAUUGUGGGAUUGGGUGUUCGUCUUCUUAACUAAUAAUAAUAAUAUAAUGGAUCUGUUCCUAACCUCAUGACUUUGCCAAAGUCAUACAUUUGGACAUUCUCACAAUAUGGCCAUUUUUUACAGUGACCAAAUUGUUUGUUACAUUGUGAUUUUAUUGGAGUAAAAUUACUUGUUUUACAUAACGUUAGGACUCGGUUCUCUCACUAAAACGACGUUAUUCCACAGGAGGUUAAAACACCAGUUAGAACUAACGAUGAGCUAGCCAUACAUUUUCAAUAGCGCUUGUUCUCAACUAGGGUCAAGGGUUACACCCAAUUACAGCCAAUUGCAGGGCCUGAACCAAUAUGACUUUUCUCAUAACAUUACAACAAUUCUUGAGAUUUUCUUUCUAGUAUGGCCCAAAUGCUCCUGAGUAAAAGUUCACCAAGUUAACAGUCUCCAGUGGCACCCUGACGACUCUGCUACUCUCUGACUUAGACACCAAUGACAUCAAAUUGAGGUUAGGUUAGGUUGGAGACGUUGUUGAGACACGUGUGAAUAAUUCUCUUCUGAUUCGGGUCCACUUUCACAGAAGGCCUUCGGCAGGGGGGAAGUGGCAGGGUGGUAAAUCUGGAGGUCUUAUUUCACCCCUUAAAAAAAGAAAAAAAGAAACCUUCAAAUCAGUCCCAAGGCAAAGAGCGUGGAAAGAAACAAGGGAUGAGCUUCUUGCCCACUCUAGUGGAGGAGAAUCUGCACUGCAACACCAUGAGGUUUUAUGAGAUCAUUUUUUGAUUUUUUUUCUCUCUCUCUGCAUGUACUUCAUCUUGACAGAGGCGGCACUUUCACGCAGGGUUUAUGUAGCACAGUCUCUGUGCUUUGUAUUGCCAAAAAGAGAGCGAGAUAGAAAAAGAGCAAUAACUAUUCAUGACUUAUUGGCGUGUCUCAGCAAGCAAGGUGGGCUGUAUUAUUAAUAUGAAUUAUCCAGGUGACAGUAUUGACUGCCAGUGUGAGCUCAGUUUACAGUACAGUAUUUAUAUAUUAAAUAUAUACAUACAAAAAUGGAUGAUUUGUCUGUUUAAAAAAAAAAAUCAACUUUUUUUGAGGCGUGUUGCAGCUUUCUUUGUCAUAAUUUUUAGCCACUAGUUUCCCCAAAAUAAUAAUAAAAAAACAAUGUCUGCUCUUUGAAGACUGAUCUGUGACAGGUCUUUUAAGCCAUAAAAUGUGGAUGAUGUGUAAGCUCGGUCCCAACUCCAACAAGAAAAAAAAAAAAAAAAACAUGACAUAAAAUAAAAUAACCCUUCAUAAAUGCUUCAUAAUGUAAAAGCUAUAUUUUGUUAAUAUGUAUAUGUGUAUAUAUUUAUAAAUAUAUCAGCAGAUCUGUACCUUGAGUAUUUCCAGCAUUGAAAGAGGGAGAGGAGUCUUUCAGACCAAAAUGAUUCCAUGCCAGUUUUCUGGUGAUUUUACAUGAUUAUCAAGAAGGGUAAUUUUAUGCAUUGCAGGCUACCCCCAAGGAAAAACUAACCAGCAGAAUCCCAGUAGCCCAAAAUUUGUACAUUAACAACAACAAGCUCCUCAGCAGACUAAUGGAGCCUCAAAAAAAAAAAAUAAUAAAUCUGAAUAUAGAAAAGAAGACGGUUAAGGUUUAAGGACAUCAACCCCCCUCAAAAUGUAUGUUUUGCUUGGCAAUUGUAUGUUCGAAAAUGUAAUUCAGGAAAAAAAUAUAUAUAUGCUGAGCUUGUGACACAAUCACUCCUUUUGUUUGGUGCAGAAAGAAAACUAUUCAAGAAAAUUGAAAAGUUUAAAAAAAAAAAAAAUCUAUUUUUGUACAAAAGUAAAUUUUAUCUCUUGCUUAUGUACUAGUUUUUGUCCCGUUCUUCUUGUGGACUGAUGUUUACGCGGACAAUAAUGUUGAGGAGGAGUCGGCACCUUGCUAAUAAACUAUGGCUUUUACUUUGCUGUGUUCGACCUGUCGCCGCCAAGUGGCAAAACUAUACCCUGUCAUACUUUUGUGUCGACUUUUAGGAGAUGGAAUUUUUGUCAUCUGUUCCUUGUGUGUUGUCCACUGAUGUUUCAUGGACAGAGAAAAAAAAUGAAUUAAAAAAAAACAUCAAAGUGAA
Phyllopteryx taeniolatus (common seadragon) is the source of this 6191-nucleotide messenger RNA. RefSeq names its product retinoid X receptor, alpha a (gene rxraa). The transcript has 12 exons. Gene Ontology annotation, molecular function: zinc ion binding; nuclear steroid receptor activity; nuclear receptor activity. Gene Ontology annotation, cellular component: nucleus; RNA polymerase II transcription regulator complex. The record is from RefSeq and is a predicted model, not a curated record. Gene Ontology annotation, biological process: retinoic acid receptor signaling pathway; cell differentiation; anatomical structure development. The coding region runs from base 498 to 1973 and encodes 491 amino acids. Lineage: Eukaryota; Metazoa; Chordata; Actinopteri; Syngnathiformes; Syngnathidae.